Molecule: messenger RNA, 776 nt
Organism: Echinops telfairi (small Madagascar hedgehog)
Lineage: Eukaryota; Metazoa; Chordata; Mammalia; Afrosoricida; Tenrecidae
Gene: CLEC2D
Product: C-type lectin domain family 2 member D
Exons: 4
Coding region: 9-494 (161 amino acids)
Cellular component (GO): external side of plasma membrane
Source: RefSeq, a predicted model, not a curated record
UUACAUCCAUGAUAACCACUACCAAAUUUGUGUGUUGCUUCCUCAUGAUACUCCUGACUUUAUGCGUGGUUGCACUUUCUGUUUAUUUACAGGGGCGAGAUAAAGAGCAUGUCUUCGUGUUUCCUGUGUGUGCUGCCUGCCCAGAAUACUGGAUUGAAUUUAGUGGGAAGUGUUAUUAUUUUUCUGAGAAUGCAAGGAACUGGACAUUCAGUCAGGCGUUCUGUACCUCAGUGGAAGCCAGACUUGCUCAGUUUGAAACCCUGAAAGAACUGGAUUUCCUGAAAAGGUACGCAGGUCCUUCUGACCACUGGAUUGGCCUCAGCAGAGAAUCAUCAAUUGACAACUGGGAAUGGACAGAUGGCACUGACCACAAUAGCUGGUUCAUCAUCAAAGGAGCUGGAGAGUGCGCCUACUUGAAUGACAAGGGUGUCAGUAGUGCCAGGUCAGACACCAAGAAGAAAUGGAUUUGUAACAAGCUCCUUGGUUUUCCAUAGACAUGGAUUGGCAUUUGUUAUUGACAACUACUAAUCCAUUUUCUGGUCUACCAAAACUAUUGCUAACAUGUUCAUACUCUCUAUUAACAAUGAGGGUACAAAUGUAUCAUGUGGUAGUAUAAUAAAGGCAUUUGGCAUAGGAUGGUUCUAAAUAAGGUUUUUGAUGAGUUGAUAAAAGAGGGCUACAAAAAAUUAGUGGAGAAAUUUCAAUAAUUUUAAAUUCCACUUUUCCACAAGCCUUUGGAAGCUUCUCUCAUACUUUUAUUUUGAUCCCAGAGUAUA